CUUUUCAGUUAGAGAGCAAGGAUAUUCUUGAGAGGAAGCAAUACAUGGGUUCCCAAACACAGUCCCAACUUCAUCUUGUUGACUUCACUAAUGAAAACAUGAAACCCGGCACUGAUGCAUGGCUUUCAGCCUGCCAUGUUGUGAGGACUGCACUAGAGGAACAUGGUUGUUUCGUGGCACGCUAUGAUAAAUUAGGCAAAGAGCUUUGUGACUCUGCUCUCUUGGCAAUGGAAGAACUAUUUGGUCUCCCAGUGGAAACAAAAGUCCAAAAGACUAGUGAAAAACUUUUCCAUGGUUACUUAGGACAAGUCCCCUGGCUUCCCUUGUAUGAAUCUUUGGGCGUUGAUGAUCCGUUGACUAUGCAGGGAUGUCAAAAAUUCACCAACAUUAUGUGGCCUGAAGGAAAUGAUCGUUUUUGUGAAAGUGUCAAUGAGUAUUCUAAGAUUUUGGGAGAAUUAGACCAUAUGGCGAAGAGAAUGGUGUUUGAGAGCUAUGGUGUGGACAUGCAACGAUGCGAUUCUUUAAUAGAAUCAAGCAACUAUCUCCUCAGAUGCAUCCAAUACAGAACACCCCAGAUGGAUGAAAAUGAUUUGGGAAUGCAUUCUCACUCGGACUUGACCAUCAUAUCCGUGUUGCAUCAGCUGAAUAAUCUAAGUGGCUUGGAAAUCAAAAUGAAGGAUGGGGAAUGGGUCGGGGUUGGUGCCUCACCCUCCUUGUUUGUGGUCAUGGCUGGAGAUGCAUUCAAGGUGUGGAGUAAUGGUAGGAUACGCCAAUGUGAACACAGGGUAAUAAUGAGUGCAAAGGAAACUAGAUACUCCACGGGACUAUUUUCUUUCACUGGCAAAGAGAUGCAGAUACCGGAGGAGCUAGUUGAUGAGCAACAUCCCUUGCGUUAUAAACGAAUAUUCGACCAUUAUGAAUACCUUCGUUUCUAUGAAAAAGAGAAAAUCAAAGAACCUGAGACUCGACUCGAAGCGUAUUGUGGAGUCUGAAGCCUGCGCUAAUAUGAAAGAGUAGUUCAUGCCAAGUUGCUCUUCUCUAUGAAUAAGAAAUUGGAAUAUAGGAGUUGGUUGCUGCCUUAUGUGUGCUAUUCUAAAUGUAUUUCACUUUUAUUUUUUUUUAAGAAAAAAAAUUGUGGGCUACCAUGUAAAUGAUUUGUGCUUAUGUGUGAUCUUGUUUAAUGAAUAAUAAUGGAGUCUGAGGUUAUGUUUAUUGUUCUUGUUUAAUGAAUGAUAAUG
Molecule: messenger RNA, 1238 nt
Organism: Gastrolobium bilobum
Lineage: Eukaryota; Viridiplantae; Streptophyta; Magnoliopsida; Fabales; Fabaceae
Product: probable 2-oxoglutarate-dependent dioxygenase AOP1
Exons: 3
Coding region: 45-992 (315 amino acids)
Molecular function (GO): dioxygenase activity
Source: RefSeq, a predicted model, not a curated record